Xenia sp. Carnegie-2017 is the source of this 2271-nucleotide messenger RNA. RefSeq lists its product as uncharacterized. Gene Ontology annotation, biological process: DNA integration. The record is from RefSeq and is a predicted model, not a curated record. NCBI's taxonomy places the organism in Eukaryota, Metazoa, Cnidaria, Anthozoa, Malacalcyonacea, Xeniidae. The transcript has a single exon. Gene Ontology annotation, molecular function: nucleic acid binding. Bases 1 to 2271 code for a protein of 756 amino acids.
AUGCAAAUAUUCAUUGAGAAUAUCGUCAAUUUACCCAUUAAACAUCAUAUCAGUGUCAAUCCAAAUGUAAAACCUACAAUUCAUCCUCCUCGACGCGUUCCAGUAGCUAUGGGAACGAAAAUUAAAGAAGAGUUUGAACGAAUGCAACAUAUGGGUGUCAUCGAUCCUGUAGAAAAACCAACGGAAUGGGUUUCGUCAAUGGUAACAGUGGAAAAACCAAACAAGUUACGAAUAUUUAUUGAUUCUAGACAUCUUAAUGAAGCCAUUCAGCGAGAACAUUACCCUCUCUUAACAAUAGAAGAAGUCGUAUCAAGACUACCUGGAGCUAAAAUUUUCUCCGUAUUCGAUGCAGCCUCUGGAUUUUGGCAGAUACCUCUAGAUGAAGAUUCCAGUUAUCUUACAACAUUCAAUACGCCUUUUGGCAGAUACAAAUUCAAUCGUCUCCCAUUUGGUAUAUCCUCAGCACCUGAAGUGUUUCAAAAAGCUAUGCACCAGCUGUUUGAAAGAGUAAACGGUUGUGAAAUUAUAAUGGAUGAUAUCUUAGUAUGGGGAACAACAGAGAAAGAGCAUGAUGAAAGAAUUAUCAAUGUGCUGAAUAGAGCUCGUGAAAUCAAUCUCAAACUAAAGAAAGAAAAAACAAAAGUUAAAGUAACAAAUGUAGAUUACAUGGGACACAAAAUAACGUCAGAUGGUCUUCAAUCCGAUCCUGAAAAGAUUAAAGCAAUAUUAAGCAUGCCAAUUCCUAAAUAUAAGAAAGAUCUUCAAAGAUUUCUUGGAAUGGUUCAAUAUUUGGCCAAGUUUAUUCCUUAUCUUUCAGAAACGGCAAGUCCCCUUAGAGAUAUGUUAAAGAAGGGAAAUGAUUGGUGCUGGUUAGAUCAACAUCAAAUAGUGUAUGACAGAAUCAAGAAAUCCUGUGGAGAGCAUCCUGUAUUGCAAUUCUACGAUGUAUCAAAAGAUGUGACAUCGUCCGUAGAUGCAAGUAUGUCAGGGUUAGGAGCAGUUUGUCUUCAAAAUGGCAAAUCAGUUGCUUAUGCAUCGAGAGCUUUAACUGAAUGCCAAAAGAAAUAUGCACAAAUUGAAAAAGAAUUACUUGCAAUUGUAUUUGGAUGUGAAAAAUUUCAUGAUUACAUCUAUAGCAGAGAUGUCAAUGUUGAAACAGAUCAUAAGCCCUUAGAGCAGAUUUUCAAGAAGCCCCUUCAUCAAUCUCCAUUGAGACUCCAGAAAAUGUUGCUGAAACUUCAAAAGUACAGUUUGAAAGUCUCGUUUAAGAAAGGAGCAGAACUUUAUCUCGCGGACCAAUUAAGUCGAGCGUAUAUCCAAGAAGAAUCAGAUGAUCACUUAGAAGAAUUUGAUAUAAAUGUUGUCUUGCCAGCAAGUGAAGAGAAAAUGAACCAAUUGAAGGAAGAGACAAAGAAAGAUAAAGUAAUGAAAAUGCUACGACAGUACGUAGAAAAUGGAUGGCCAGAUCUACGCAGUAAAGUCGAUUUGGAUGUUUUGAAUUACUGGGACUUUAUAGAGACUCUUUCAGUACAAGAUGACCUACUGUUUAAAGGAGAUCGAGUAAUAAUUCCUGUGUCAUUAAGAACUGAUAUGUUGAAAGCUAUACAUCAAGGACAUUUUGGAUCUGAAUCAUGCAAACGUAGGGCUCGAGAGUGUUUAUAUUGGCCAAAGAUGAGCUUAGAAAUAGAAGCAGAAGUUAGAAAGUGUGAAAUCUGCAAUGCCCAUAAGAGUCAUCAACAAAAGGAGCCUCUACAAUCACAUACUGUACCACAUCGACCGUGGAGUAAAGUUGGAGCAGACCUGUUUGAAUUGAAUGGUAGAAGCUAUCUUCUUAUGGUAGAUUACUACAGUGGAUUCUUUGAAAUUGAUUACUUGUUAAAUACAACAACAAAAACAGUUAUCACAAAGAUGAAAUCUCAAAUUGCGAGAUACGGAAUUUUCGAAGAUCUUAUAACAGAUAAUGGUCCACAAUUCAGGAGUAAAGAAUUUCGUGCAUUCUCGUUACAGUAUGGAUUUAAACAUACAACAAGUUCACCUGGAUAUCCAAAAAGUAACGGCAUGUCAGAACGUGCUGUGCAGACAGCAAAAGCAAUCCUAAAGAAAGCAAAAUAUGAUAACACCGAUCCUUAUUUAGGACUCCUUAGUUAUAGAAAUACACCUAGAGAUGAAAUUGUUGGCAGUCCAGCUCAAAGACUAAUGGGACGAAGAACUAGGACAUUACUACCAAUAUCAGAGAAGUUACUUGAAUUUUCAAUCAUUAAACCCUGUUAA